Dentiscutata erythropus is the source of this 240-nucleotide messenger RNA. NCBI's taxonomy places the organism in Eukaryota, Fungi, Glomeromycota, Glomeromycetes, Diversisporales, Gigasporaceae. The record is from the annotation of a GenBank genome assembly.
AUGUCUCAUCAAAAAAAUGAAGAAAUAACAUAUUUUGAUAAUCCAGUUCUUACACCUUCACAAAUUAAAAAAUUUCAAAAAAUAUUUUCUCAAAAUACUAUUGAAGAAAAUAACGAAAAACAAGAAGUUAAUGAAAAAUUAACUAUUAUCCUAGAUCAGCAAGAAAAAGAAGCAUUUAUUCAUAAACUUCGUACAACAAUUUUUUUGGCACUGAUAAGAGCAGAAAAAAUCUUCUAUAAA